AGUUGGAGCUGAUAAGGGUUUCCCGAGGAGCUUUGCUGGUCUCGUAAACAUUGCUAACCGUUUAGUCGUUUAACGGCACUCUGACGCUUCGGGCAUAAUUUCCGAAAACCGUUCUCCACACCAGGUCCAAAGAUAAUCAUACAGAAUUCAGCCAUGGAUCGAGCCAGUCUAUAUUUUAUGGAUAAGAAUGACAGCAAUACCUAUGAUUUUGAUGAAACAUUGCCACCACUUCCUUUGCCCGAUCUACGGGAGACAAUGGAACGUUAUUUUGCCUGUGUUCAGCCAUUUGGCACAGCCGAGGAACUUGCCCAGACGAGAAAAGUGAUUGAUGACUUCCAGAAUGGCAUUGGUCCUAAACUUCAAGAAAAACUCAAGGAACGUGAGGGAAAAAUGAAAAAUUGGUUGGGCACUUGGUGGGAGGAUUAUGGUUAUCAUCUGUUGCGUCUUCCACUUUUACCCUAUCAACUGAUGUCGAUGGCUGGCCAGCUGGAAUUGGUGGGAGUCCCGGAGACCCCGGAGUAUAUGUUGAAGAGCUUCGCAAGACAAAUCCAUCACACUCUAGAGUUUUGGGAUCUGACCCGUAAAGCCACCAUCAAACCGCUCUCCUCGAACGGAGGUAAAAUUAAGUAUUCAUCCGCUCUGUAUAAGAACUUUUUCUCCACUUGCCGCAUUCCGGGCAUCGAACAGGAUCACAUUGAGAAGCACUUCCUUACCAAGACUGAGGGCCAAACGCCCACACAUUUUCUUAUCAGUGCCAAAGGUCGUCAGUUCAUACUGAAAUGUGUGCAUGAUGAUGAUAGCAUUCUGACAGCUCCAGAGCUUUUGGUGGCUCUGCAGCGUUUACGCAGCAUUUUGGACUAUGAACCGGAGGGUGAUUGUGUGCCAGCUCUUACCCAUGACGAUCGCCCAACUUGGGCCAAGAAUCGAGAGCGAAUUAGAGAGAUUUCUGCCAACAACCGGGAAACAUUGAAAUUGGUAGAGAGCGCCAACAUAGAUAUCUGUUGGGACGAGCACUCGCCCAAGGAUUAUGAGGAGGCAUCACAAUUGGGUCUCUAUGGCGACUAUCACUCCCGUUGGGCUGAUCACAGCAGCAGCAUAGUUGCCUACAAGAAUGGACGGUUCAUUUGGACGGGAGAGCACAGUUGCUACGAUGGGACAGUCAGUGUGAGCUUCGCUACUUUCAUGCAAUUGAGUCUGCUGGAAGUGCCCGAGCCAGACUGGACUGAGGUAGAGAACACUAGAGUAGUGGACUGGAAGGAGCUCAAAUUCGAACUCGAUGAUACUCUGCGCGGAGAGAUUAAACGCAUGCGGCAGGAGAUCGAUGACAGGGGUAUGGAUGUGACAGUCACUUUUACUGUAUUCGAUGAGUUUGGCAAGGACUUUAUGAAGACCCACCGCUUGCAUCCUGACUCCUUUGUCCAGGUGGUCAUGCAAUGGGCCUAUUACCGAAUGCAUCAAGAGAUUGCUCCCACCUAUGAGACGGCUUUGAUGCGUCAGUAUUACAAUGGACGUACAGAGACAUUACGCUCCUGCACUGGAGCUGUGCAUGCAUUCCUUAAGGCCGCCACAAAUCCGGCUACCAGUGACCUGGUCUUGGCCAAAGCAUUUCGUGCUGCCGUGGAUGAUCAUAAGCACAUGAUGAAUGAGGCCCGCAAGGGACAGGGCAUCGAUAGGCAUUUGUUUGGACUCUGGUGUGCUGCCUAUGAGAACAAAUUGGAUAUACCGGCCCUUUACGAUGAUCCCCUCUACACCAAAAGCGGUGGUGGUGGCAAUUUCGUCCUAUCCACCAGUACACUGGGAUUCACAGCUAAUGUUGGCUAUGUGGCACCCAUGGUGUUUGAUGGUUAUGGUGUCUUCUACUCCAUAACUUCCGGAGAGAUCUUUAUUAAUACCACUGCCUACCGUGAUAGCAUUAAGACAAGUGCUCGAAAGUUUAAUGAUAUAUUUAAGGAUUCAUUCCGUAAAAUCAAUGAGCUACUGGAACAACUUGCCAAGGAGUCCAAAUUGUAAACAAUCUAUUAGUUUUAAGUUGAAUUUAUAGGUUUAUCUAGUUAUAAGUACAAAGAAACGAGCUUCAGAGUAUGCUAGAGCUAAGUCAAAAGGGGAUCUUCUAGUUACUUAACACGCCCUUUAGAAAUGAGAAUGUUUAGAUUUAGAAAGAAAUUGUCAAAAACAUGCACUUUUGUAAUUUUGUUAGUAUGUUAUUGUUCAUUCCCGAAAUUGUACAGUUCUUGCUGUGUUUGUUUUAAAUUUUGAUCAUAAUUUGUGUUAAACUUUCAGUCCCUUUCACUUUUACCUUAUAUCUUAAGUCUAUGUAUGUAUAUUUUUAAUUUGCUUUUCAACUUACCAAAUGUAAAAGUCAUGGCAUAGAUUUAGAGUUUUAAAAGUAAUACACAUAAGAAUUUAAUACCAAAGCAAAUUUGUCUUGCCUACCGACCCAUAGAACUAUGCCAAAAUGUUGUUUUCUGUUAAACGUUUAUUUUUAAAUUCAAUAUUCCAUUAGUUUUAUGCAAAUACAUUUUACACAAUGAUUUCCAACUUGAAAA
Drosophila willistoni is the source of this 2546-nucleotide messenger RNA. RefSeq names its product peroxisomal carnitine O-octanoyltransferase. The record is from RefSeq and is a predicted model, not a curated record. Bases 154 to 2010 code for a protein of 618 amino acids. The transcript is spliced from 5 exons. Gene Ontology annotation, cellular component: peroxisome. Lineage: Eukaryota; Metazoa; Arthropoda; Insecta; Diptera; Drosophilidae. Gene Ontology annotation, molecular function: carnitine O-octanoyltransferase activity.